Messenger RNA from Penicillium longicatenatum, 1254 nucleotides. Its product is annotated as rRNA-binding endoribonuclease. Lineage: Eukaryota; Fungi; Ascomycota; Eurotiomycetes; Eurotiales; Aspergillaceae. The coding region runs from base 1 to 1254 and encodes 417 amino acids. Gene Ontology annotation, biological process: maturation of SSU-rRNA; ribosomal small subunit biogenesis. The record is from RefSeq and is a predicted model, not a curated record. The transcript is spliced from 2 exons. Gene Ontology annotation, cellular component: preribosome, small subunit precursor. Gene Ontology annotation, molecular function: RNA endonuclease activity.
AUGACGGACUCAGUGUCAUCACCGCCCAAGUCCGUCCACACAAUUGUGUUGGACGCCGGUCCUAUCCUCAAAAAUACCCCGCCGCUUUCUACCCUACUCGGCCAAUGUGAAGAACUUAUCACCACACCCUCUGUGGUUGCUGAGAUUCGCGACCCCGAUGCCCGUCUCCGUGUCGAGACCCUGUAUCUUCCGUUCUUGAAGCAGCGAUCGCCCACCCCCAAAAGCUUCAAUGUGGUCAGUGAAUUCGCCCGGAAGACUGGUGAUCGCAGUGUCCUGAGUCGAACCGAUAUCGAGGUGCUGGCGCUUGCCUAUGAAAUUGAGUGUGAGCGCAAUGGAGGCGAUUGGAGAUUGCGCAGUGUUCCUGGACAGAAGCGUGUCAACGGAAAGCCACCUGUGAAGGAGGAAGAGAAGGUGGAGGGUGCUGAGGCUAACGGCGUCGAUGCCGCUACCGAGAGUGCCCCGGAGGCUCCCGCUACAGAAAAUGUGGAGGAACCCAAGAACGAGGAGUCCGCCCCUCCGCAAGAGGAUGUGCCCACAAGUGAGGAUGUCGCUGAGCCCGCAGCUGAAGAGGAUACACCAGAGGAGGACCAGAAUGAAGAUGACGCUGCUGAUUCGGACGGCGGAGAAUGGAUCACACCCUCCAACUAUAAGAAGCGGCUGGCCCGCGACGACGCUGGUGCCGACUCUGCACCAGAGACGAAGACAAUGCAGAUCGCUACUAUGACCACUGAUUUUGCGUGCCAAAACGUUCUUCUGCAGAUGAACCUCAACCUGUUGUCAACGACAACCUUGCAAAGAGUCCAGCACCUGAAGACCUUCAUCAAGCGCUGUCACGCUUGCUUCUCCACCACCAAGGAGAUGAACAAGCAGUUCUGCCCUCGUUGCGGUAAAGACACACUCACCCGUGUUUCGUGCACUACUACUGCCAAUGGCCAGUUCACCAUGCAUUUGAAGAAGAACAUGCAAUGGAAUAACCGGGGUAACGUCUUCAGCGUCCCCAAGCCCACACACGGUAGUUCCAACGGAAAGUGGAAGGGAGGCGGUGGCAAGAACGGCUGGGGCAGAGAACUCAUUCUGGCCGAAGACCAGAAGGAAUACACUCGAUCCACUGCCGAGGAGGAGCGCCGGCAGCGACGGGAGCGUGACCUCAUGGACGAGGAUUACCUCCCCGGUAUCUUGACCGGUGAGCGGAACAAGAUGGGCGGCCGUGUGAAGGUUGGCGCCGGUCGUAACGUCAACUCUAAGAAGCGUUGA